Neoarius graeffei (lesser salmon catfish) is the source of this 3608-nucleotide messenger RNA. It is a transcript of the gene ints5, whose product is annotated as integrator complex subunit 5. Lineage: Eukaryota; Metazoa; Chordata; Actinopteri; Siluriformes; Ariidae. Gene Ontology annotation, cellular component: integrator complex. Bases 152 to 3244 code for a protein of 1030 amino acids. The transcript has 2 exons. The record is from RefSeq and is a predicted model, not a curated record. Gene Ontology annotation, biological process: snRNA 3'-end processing.
CGGGUAUGAACUUCCGGUUUUUGAUGCAUGUUCCAUUUCGUUUAUUAAAACGAUUGUUCAGGGUAAAAUGGUGUUAUAUUUCCAUGAUUAAUCCAUUUGAUCCAGUGAGUUAAUAAACUGGUUAUUGUACAUGUUGUGUUUGGGUUGAACGAUGUGCGCCAUGUUUGAUGGGAGUAGCUUGUCAGCGAUGCAGACUUCUCAGUGCCACACUCAGAAUAACUACAGUCCCCAGGAACUUGCUUUGGAAAUUAAAGCAUUCAUCAGUGGUGUUGACCAGACACAAGGGCGUAAACUCAGUGUUCGUGAUCAUGCCCGCUGUGCUGUGCGACUCCUCCGCACUGUCCCGGCAUGCCGAGGAGCAGUCCUAGAGCACCUGCGGGGGGUUUAUGAUGAAUACGUGGCGUCCUUUUUUCAAGACCUGGAGGCUGAGAUUGAGAGUGGCAGUAACAGUACUGCGACAGGAACCAACACCAGUAUGUCCAACCUGGAGGAUGUGGUUAAAGAGAUCCAUGCCGUCCUGCUAGAGUUUAUUCGGCUUAACCCGAAAGCCUGGGCUCCACUGGUGUCUUCUUGGGCAGUGGAUCUGCUUGGCCAGCUCAGCAGCAAGCAUGCAGGGAGAAGAGCAGCUCCUCACUCGUCUAGUCUGAAUGAACUCCUGCAGCUAUGGAUGUCAUGUUCAGCCACUCGUUCCCUCAUGGAGUGUUACUCCCAGUGCCUGGCAGCAAUGUUGGCCUGGUGUCCUGACGCCUGUGUGGAUGCUUUGUUGGACACAUCUGUACAGCACUCACCUCAUUUCGACUGGGUGGUUGCCCACAUUGGAUCUGCUUUCCCUGGCACCAUCAUCAGCAGGGUACUUGCUUGUGGACUGAAGGACUUUUAUGCACAUGGAUAUCCUUCAAGUGAAAAAUCCAGCCAGCUGCAAGCAAUGGAUAAAAGCAACAGGGUGCCAAAAAUCGGCUCUGUGGUGGGCAUCCUUGGGCAUUUAACCUCCAGGCAUUCUGACAGCAUUAAGAGAGAGCUUCUCAGGAUGUUCCAUGAUAGCUUGUCCACCUCACCACAAAAUGCACCUCCGUCUUCGGGGGCUGCAUGGUGGGAGAACUCACCUCAUCUCCGCAGGGCCACUGUGCCUUUCUUGCUUCAACUGGCUGCUCUCUCGCCAACUCUACUUGGGGCCGUGUCAGUCGAACUAGUGGAAUUUCUUCGUCCACCUGUGCUACUCCAGCUGCAUGCUCAGUUCCAGGGCUUGCCCAGAGAAGAGCUGGAGAACAUGUUGGGCUUAGCAGUGCACCUGAUCAGUCAGAGCCCUGCAGGUGGAGCACGGGUACUGCGCUUUCUUGCCGACACUGCCACACCAGCCUCUGUUAUCAUUUCAGGCCCAACGCCCUCACCGCACGAUGGUGUACGUGAAGCUUGUGACCGUCUACUUCAGAUGCUCCUUCUGCAUCUCCACAAACUUGUGUACAACAGACCUGAUAAUGAAGAGCCAUAUCCACACUCGUCGUCCACCUGUGCAGUGCCACGCGUGAUCCCAUUUCUUGAGGAACUGCAGGCCCAUGUUGGCGAGCUCUGUGCUGAGACACUCAGACUUGAAAGAAAAAGACAUCUCUGGUUGCAUCAGCUGCUGUGUCUGUUGUCUGUUUAUGGUGGUCCUAGUGUGGCUACUGAAGCCUUGUGCCAGCUGCUCGCACAAGCCAGGAACCCUGAGGAGCUGGCAUUAGCCUCACAACUCCACUCCCCUCUUUCCUCCUCCAUCCCUGGACUGCUUCCAGCAGCUGUGGCACGCUGCGUUGCUCAAAUCCACACCCAAAACUUGAACAGUAGAGAGUUAGCACAGAUCUUGAACAACCUGGCUACAGCAGUACAGAGCCAGGAAGAAGACUGCAAAGCAGGCAGUGCUCCAUCUGGAAGUUCAACGCACUCAUCAAUGGCAGCUCAGGUUGGAGCUGCAGUUUCCAGCCAUCUCCAUGAUUUCUGUCCACUGCUCCUUCACGGUGACACCAUAGUAUCUAGAGCAGCUGCUCGCCUUCUGUCCUGCAGCCAGCUACCAAAAGCUUGCACACCAGCACACCUACUACUGAUAUCACGGGCAGCGGUGGCACAUUUCUUCAUAGCCCUGCGGCAAAGAGGGGAGGGACUGAAGGUUGGAGGUCAGGGUGGUGGAGAGGCAGUUGGUUACUCUAUGCGCUUACUCUCCCACCUGGCAGGUUACUCCUCCCUGACACUCAAAAUCGUGCUGCAGCAUCUUGUGGAAGGAGCGUUACAUAAGGGCAACCGAGAUCUCUUUGGAGGCCAGAAAGACACUCCUGAUGAAGAUGUUGCUCUCACACCCUCUCAAGUUCCAGACUUGGGUGCCUCACUGCUGGACAUCAACUAUAAAUUUGGCACGACUGUCAACUUCUCUGGUAGCGUGUGGUCUGUGUUCCAUGCUGGGGUGAUUGGAAAGGGUCUGAAACCUCCUCACAUUCCUUCACACUCAGAACCUGAUAAGGUAAACCAGAACAUGCAGACUUUGCUUGCCGUCACAGUGCAGUGCUGUAGCUGUGGUGGAGGAGGAAGCAGCAGUAACGGAUCAGGCUCUGGAAAUUCCCGCUGCCAUCCAGCCGGUGAAUCCGUUUUGGAUGAGCCCUCCCCGAUCAAUGCAGAAGCUGCCAAGGUUAUUGCAGUAACUCUGGUGGAGAACGUUUGCCCAGAUGUAGCAAAUGGAGAAUUGUCCUGGCCACCUGAGGAACAUGCCAAGACUACUGUUGAACGAGACAUUCACAUCCGCCGAUGUUUUGAAGCCAAUCCUGUGUUGUUCCACCUUCUUCGAGUGGUGGCAGCUGGACGCCCAGCUCUCUGCUAUUGCUCUGCUGUUUUGAGGGGACUUCUGGCCACACUAUUGGCUCACUGGGAGGCUUCAAGAGAGCCUUCAGUGGCAGAUUCCCCCUGGCAUCUCCAAGCAUCUUGCCUGCUAGUGUCCUGUAUGGGAGAAGGUCAGCUUUUGCCACCGGUGCUAAGUAACAUCCAUGAAGUCUUUCCUAAUCUCUCCCCAUUUGAGGUUAGACUUUUGCUGCUAGGUGUGUGGGAGUAUAUGCGUGGGAACAGCCCUAUGCCACAGAAAUUUGCUUUUAUUGCGGAGAAAGGAAUGUUUUUCAGAGAUUUCUCUCGGGACGGUGAUGUGGCGCGUUACAUUGCACCAAUCCACAGUGUACUUCACAAGAACAUUGACCGACUCGGACACUUGUGUUGGAGGUUUCAGAUAUAGCAAAUCUGUUUUUAGGAUAAUUGAUGUUCGGAGUUGCUAUUUGCCAUAAAAUUUCUGAGUAGUAUAAUUCCUACAUCCUUUUGUUUUAAAAGUUUAUAGUGAACAACAAUCAAAGUGGAAUGUUCAGUUGAUGUGAUUAGUUCACAUGAUUUUUGAGGGUCCUUUCAGCUUAUAAAAGUGUGAGUUCAAUGAAAUGGGAGGAGAAAUGCAUUCUUUAUAAAUUGUUUAAAAAAGUUUGGACCAUUAAAAGUACAAUAGUCUUUUUCUAUCUUGUACUUAUUUUUUACAUUAGUCAUUUGUUUAUAUGGCUUUGGUAGUAAUAGUUUGAGGUUACAGCUCCUGUUUGGAAAUUUAAUAAUAUGAA